CAUAUGUUUAUAUGAUUGAAUAAUGGCGUAGAAUGAAGUCAAGAAUACAACUCAGCUGGUCCGCUUUGAUUGACUGUGAAAACAUCAUCCGAUAGUGGUGUGGAGGAGAUUGGCGCGUUCCGCUAUGGCUGAAAAUGCUUUCUCUGUGCUCUCCGACGACAUCAUUCUCAACAUUUUCUACAAGCUCGAGGACGACCCUCGCUACUGGGCACGCCUCGCCUGCGUCUCCACCAAAUUCUCCUCUCUCAUCCGCGACCUCUGCUGCAAAUCCAGGUGCUCUCAGGCCAUUCCCGCAGUCGUCUCCGAUCUUCUCUCCGCCGCCGCCGCGGCAGCAGCCCCGCCUGGCGGUUGGGCUGCUCUCUACAAGCUGGCCUUCUGCUGCCCGGGCCUCCUCCACUCCGGUGUGCUCUUGGAGAAUUCCGAUUUCGGACUCGAACGCGAGCUCGGAGCCGAUGAGAAUUUCACAGAACCACCCGACUUGUCUCAAUCUGGUGGAUCCGGAUCCCAAAAUCCGCCUUCUUUGGCCCAGGUGGAUCCGGAUUCUGAACAAUCCGGUUGGUCUUUGUUUGACGAUCUGAUGUUUGAUACAAUCUGCGACGUCUCUGAAUCGUCCCAAGAUCUGCCGCAUGAGAUCGAGGCGCAAACAAAAUCGGCGAGUCCGAGCGGCGUUUUUCCCUCAUGUACUAUUAAGAGAAGAAAAACCGUCGUCGGAUCUAAGAGAAGAAAAAUCGCCAGAUCUUGUUCUCAUCUGGCGACUGGUCCGUGGAAUUUGAGUCGCGAGCAGGGGAUUAAGCUUCUGGCGAGCCGAUUCAGAGAGGAUUGUCUGUACAUCUGCGAUUGGCCGGGGUGCCUUCAUCUGGAGCAGAAGCGAAACUACAUGCUUUUCCGAGGAAUCUUCAAGAAUUUCAAGCAGUCAAGGGUGUGGAGGACAAUCAACGAUGGGAACAGGAAAAAGAUAGAUCUGAAUUGUGCAUUCUGUAAUUCCAAACAGACAUGGGACUUGCAUUCCGCUUUCUGUCUGAGAAGGUAUUUCGGGUUCCACGACGAUGGUGAGCCGGUUGUUCGUGCCUAUGUUUGCGAGAAUGGACAUGUUUCAGGUGCCUGGACUGACUGGUCCUUGUAUACUUGAAUGAAUCACCUGCUUUGCUUCUCUAAAACCUGGUACUUUCAAUAUUAUUAUUAUUGGAGUUCAUAUCUUGUGAUCUAGUACCGCCAUGGAUGCUGAAUUGUUGAUUCAUAUCAGCAAUUCUUGUUUCUGGUGAUGUGGUUUAUGUUCCUAUUUCAGCAUGUUUUCUUCUUGUUCUUCUAUUCAAAUGUCUUGCUUAUUGAGUAUCAAUGGUGAACAGCUAUAUCCAUGUUUAUAGCUCACCAAAACUGAUAUUAUUGAAGGUUUGCACUGCACUUUUGUUGAUUUGGAUGGAUUGGAUUGGAUAGUUCAACUGUCCAAGUGCAAACUGCAAACACCCCCUUUGCAAUUAUUAUAUAUGUUUCUUUACAUUUCUUUAUUUCA
Molecule: messenger RNA, 1510 nt
Organism: Ipomoea nil (Japanese morning glory)
Lineage: Eukaryota; Viridiplantae; Streptophyta; Magnoliopsida; Solanales; Convolvulaceae
Product: phytochrome A-associated F-box protein
Exons: 1
Coding region: 125-1129 (334 amino acids)
Molecular function (GO): protein binding
Source: RefSeq, a predicted model, not a curated record